UCAUACAAGUCUGGGUAGAGUCAUUGUCAAGGUUUGUUUGGCGAGGUUCAGUCAUAGGUUUUAGGUUGGUUGUGUCAGUAUACUUACUGACACAGUGACGUCUCCAUGCACAGGAAUUUGGUAAAGAGGGUUCAUUCAGAUGCUGAUCGGCCUAAUCAGCUGCUGCGGCAGUAAUUCCGAACUUUACCAAAACGGACAUCGCUGCGUGCUACUAACAGGAAAAGUGGAAAAUAAUGACGGGGAAGAUGCUUCUCUUGUCGGUGCUUCUUGUUAGUUCCAUCACGGUGGUUCACUCGGGCAAAAUAGAGACAACUGCCGACUGUAUGAUGUACUUGUCGAAGUACGGCUAUGUACGACCCACCACCGAAGGCGCUAACAUGAACGAAGAAGAUAUAACAGCGGCCAUCUACAAAUUCCAGAGCAUGGCUCAUAUUGCGGAAACUGGCAAGUGUGAUGAAGCAACGAAGGCGAUGAUGAACAUGCCUCGUUGUGGCUUCCCAGACUUCGAUGACGAUGACGUGAUGGAUGCAAAGAGAAAGAAACGCUACGUGCUGUAUCAUACAAAAUGGUCCAAGACGGAUUUGACCUAUCGCGUCAACUCCGUGACACCUGAUAUACCCGACCCAUCGCUUGUGAAAAACACUUUUGCCAAUGCCCUUCGAGUCUGGUCUGAGGUCACCACCCUGACAUUUGCCAACGCUUCUUGGGACGAAGCUGCCGACUUCGUCAUUAACUUCUAUGGAGAGGGCCAUGAUUUAGACAUAGAGUCCGAUGGACCAGGAAGGGUUCUAGCGUUCGCCCUUUUGCCUGAGGAUGGUAGAUCAUUUUUUGAUGACAAUGAAACCUGGAGCAUCAAUGAAUCUCCCCUGCCAGGAAUCGACCUGUUCCUUGUAGCAGUGCACGAGUUUGGCCAUAGCCUGGGUCUGCUGCAUAGUAACAUUACGGGUGCGGUGAUGGCACCUUACUACCGGUACGAUCCAAACUUCAGGCUCCACGAAGAUGAUAUCGCCGGCAUUCAGGCUUUGUACGGUGAUCCUAAUAUUACUCGGCCGACGACUCCGAUGCCAACCGCUACCAACCCUGGGCCCACAACCACCUCUGAAACCACAACCACACCACAACCAACAUCCACACCACAACCACAAUCUACACGACUACCAUCCACACCACAACCACCAUCCGGACAACCAACAUCCGGACAACAACCAACAACCAGCCCAGUGUCAACCACAACUGAGCCAACAACCAUUCCUAGGCGAACAAGCACACCACAAUCACAAUCUACACGACUACCAUCCACACCACAGCCACCAUCCGGACAACCAACAUCCGGACGACAACCAGCAACCAGCCCAGUGUCAACCACAACUGAGCCAACAACCAUUCCUAGGCGAACAAGCACACCACAAUCAUCAACCACACCAGGGCUCACAACCACCACUGAAACUGCAACCACACCUUCAUGUACCGGGGAGCGUUGCGAGACAGAAAUCGAUGAGCCCGGUUCAGGCGGUCAGUCCACCAUUGCUUUAGUACUCCUCAUCGUUGGCUGUGCUGUGCUUAUUCUCGUGGCGGCGUGCAUGCUGCUCUGCAUGUGUCUUCUCGUUUGGAGGCAACACAAGUCACUUGCUUACCGUGACCACAGACAGUGGUCGGGUGUGCCAAUCCGGAACAUUCCUGAUCUGAGCAGAGAGUAUGGUGAUGUCCCCCGCAUGGCAUAUUUCUACGAAGAGGAGGAAAGGAUGAGUCGUCUGAUGCACGUCAUGAGACGCUCUCCCUACCUACAGCAGGGUUUACCGGGCCAAGAGGAGUUUAUCCGGCCCUACAUAGCAACAGGAAUGGAAGGGCCGUACCGUCAGGAUCGUCGCGCCGAGUAUGCAGGACGUGUGGUGCGCAAUCCGAUGGCCAUCUAAAAUACAUCGCCAACGAUUCCCUUUGAUGUUCUGUACUCAAUUCAUAUUUCAGAUAAUGUUUGUAAGUUGACAAUACUUUGUGCAGUGCCUGAUUUGAUGACAGCGUGUUUUAAUAUCACAGGCCUGUCUUCCUUCGUCUCUAUUAUUCACUGUCCUUUCAGACAAAGCUCGCAUCUUUAAUUUUGUUAACGACGAGUGCCUAAUGUCUAUACCUAUGUUACCCGAAAAAAAUAUAUUGUGUUAUCCGUAAAAAGAAACAGCUAACAUUAGCGGUAUGUUUGUCCAUAAUAUUUACAUGCUAAAGUAGGCGGUUUGUUUUCCAGUAGACAUUUAAGAACCCUAGACCAAGUAAUUUCAAGGUGUAAAUACAUAAGCUUUAAUAAAAAUUCAAUAUUGUAACUCGGAGAUCAUUAUUCCAGCGGUUUAUUGUGUUAGGGCAGGGCAGGGUAUAAUGUUUAUGAAUAUCGAUUAUUGGUGAUUGGGCCGUUUCGUAUAAAAAGAAGUGGAUAUUUAAGUUUACUGUAGUCGUCUACUCGGAAUAUUAAAUAGUAUCUUGUAAUUUGCUCAGUCAUUUACAUCCAUAUACUCUUCUUUAUACACUUAAUUGGUGGUAAAUGUAAUUUGACGUAAUUAUAUCUGUACAUGUAUCAUUCCCAAGUAAUUUUAGUAUUUGUAACAUGGUCCUUCUUAUUAUAUUUUUGUAAGCAGGAUUUGCCUGUCCUACAAAACUUUUGCACGGAUUCAACCAGAAUGCGAAAAUAACGAAUCAUAAUAGAUUACGACCAUUAAGAAAA
Messenger RNA from Patiria miniata (bat star), 2707 nucleotides. Its product is annotated as hatching enzyme-like. The coding region runs from base 234 to 1913 and encodes 559 amino acids. Gene Ontology annotation, cellular component: extracellular matrix. NCBI's taxonomy places the organism in Eukaryota, Metazoa, Echinodermata, Asteroidea, Valvatida, Asterinidae. Gene Ontology annotation, biological process: collagen catabolic process; extracellular matrix organization; proteolysis. Gene Ontology annotation, molecular function: zinc ion binding; metalloendopeptidase activity. The record is from RefSeq and is a predicted model, not a curated record. The transcript has 9 exons.